AACUUAACCGCUUUGUAUAGGCUGGGACAUUGAUGAUAGUUGGUUUACUGGCAAGUAAAGCAAUGUUAAGUCCUGAGCUUAUAAAAAAUUUGAUUGUAUCCAUUGCUGUGGUAGCUCGAGAGGAUGCAAAAGAAUCGGCCGACUUGGCAUGGCUUCGUAUGUCUCUCAUGGCUAUAAUCAACAUUGUUCAGGUGCUGAUGCAAACUAGAAGUGACAAAAUCCGCUCACGUAUUUUGGGGCUGAAAAUUGUGAAGUAUCUCUUGGACCACCUGAAAGAGGAAUACCUAGUCCUUCUGCCUGAAACCAUCCCGUUCCUUGGAGAGCUGCUUGAGGAUGUGGAAUCGUCUGUGAAGUCUCUGGCCCAAGAGAUUCUCAAGGACAUGGAGGCCCUGAGUGGUGAAAGCCUCCGACAAUACCUUUGAUAUUGAAUCAGCAACAAAUCCCCGUUUUUUCCCCACUUCCCUAUUGUAUAAUGCAGAAUGCUUGGUGAAUACUGAGAGGGAGAGGGAGUGGGUUGGCACAGUUUUUAAAGGGAAUUGAGGAUUGGAGCUGUUUUGUGAGGGAAUUGUAUUAUAUGAAGAGGUGUAGAGUUUGAGUAGACACUCGUGUAAAACCAAAUAUUGGGAGAUUUGGAUAAAAUUUUGCAAUCAAAAUCAGUAUAAAUCAGCCUCA
Molecule: messenger RNA, 672 nt
Organism: Macadamia integrifolia
Lineage: Eukaryota; Viridiplantae; Streptophyta; Magnoliopsida; Proteales; Proteaceae
Exons: 2
Coding region: 33-422 (129 amino acids)
Biological process (GO): maturation of SSU-rRNA from tricistronic rRNA transcript (SSU-rRNA, 5.8S rRNA, LSU-rRNA); positive regulation of transcription by RNA polymerase I
Cellular component (GO): 90S preribosome; t-UTP complex; small-subunit processome
Molecular function (GO): snoRNA binding
Source: RefSeq, a predicted model, not a curated record